GUUUAUCUUUAAAUGAGUGCAUAAUAAAAGAAACUAUUUUUGUUAAAAACAAAAGUAGGUGCAAUUUCUUAAUAAAAAUAAGUUGUUCCAUAAGCAAUUACAUCAAGGAAUAGUAAAUUAUAAAGAAACUCAACUCGACUACCAACUCUGGCUUCAAAUUAAUUAAUGUACUCUCCUGUAGUUCAUACAAAAUAAAAAACAGUUCUAAAUAUUUCAAUUGUUAAGCUUGAUGAUUUUCAUAAGAAUGUAGUUAAAUAUCACUCAAUUAAGUAAAUAUUUAUUUGAAGUUAAAUAGAUGUUCAGAUGGAUAAGACUAAAGGAGAUACAAAAUAAGAAAUUAAGAUUAUGCUUUAUGUAAAACUAAGAUAGGAGAUGGAAAUGGCAAACAUAUAUUUAUUUUAAAUGACGGUCAUGGCACAUCAGGUCUACCUAUAGCCAGAUUUGUGGGAAUGGAAUUAGAUAAGUCAUACUAAGAUAUAAUAACGAAAUUAGAUGCUACAAACAUGAAAGAUGAAAAAAUUCAUGAAGAAAUUAUUGAUCUAUAUAAAAAUACCGAUGAACUAUUGGUAUAAAUUUAUAUUAAUUUUAUUAGUCAUAAUAAAGCGACUUUAAUACUUUUUAAAGUGGAACUUCAAAUAUCUCAUUAUUGAUAGUUGGGGAUCAAUUAUUAUGUAUCAAUUGUGGUGACUCUAAAGCAUUAUUUUAUUAUAAAAAUGAUUUUUAAGAAUAGAUGAUACAUUUAUGGAGAAUGAAAAAUUUAUCUUAUGAGCAUAUUCCUUAAAGAGAGACAGAAUUAUUGAGAAUUAAAUCAAAUAAUGGUAGAAUUGAAUAAUAGAUGAUAAGAGGAAUGAAAUAAGGAAAUUUAUAGAUUUGGACAAAAAAUAAAUUAGAUUAAGGAUUACAUAUAACAAGAUGUUUUGGUAAUCAGCUUCAUAAAACAGUUGGUGUAACAGUAGAACCAGAGAUAAUUCAUUUUAAAUUUCCAAAAUCAGGUUAUUUAGUAAUAGGAACAAGUUCAUUGUGGAAUUAUUUAGAUAACAUGGAUAUUGGAUAGAUUUUGAAUAAAUAUAAUCCUCCAAAAUCAUAGAGUGAAAUAAUAAGAAUAGAAAAUGAAAUUCUUGCAAAUGCUCAUCAUUUUUGGGAUGGAGAUCAUGAUGGAAUAUAAGAUAUUUCUUUAAUGAUAAUCUUUAUUGAUUUAUAAUUAUGAAUAUAUGUUGAGAG
Molecule: messenger RNA, 1221 nt
Organism: Paramecium sonneborni
Lineage: Eukaryota; Ciliophora; Oligohymenophorea; Peniculida; Parameciidae
Source: the annotation of a GenBank genome assembly